Paramisgurnus dabryanus is the source of this 4860-nucleotide messenger RNA. It is a transcript of the gene rhbdl1, whose product is annotated as rhomboid, veinlet-like 1 (Drosophila). The record is from RefSeq and is a predicted model, not a curated record. Gene Ontology annotation, molecular function: serine-type endopeptidase activity. Lineage: Eukaryota; Metazoa; Chordata; Actinopteri; Cypriniformes; Cobitidae. Gene Ontology annotation, cellular component: membrane.
GUCUUUGUGGAGGACAGAGGGGAGAGGGUGAGAAAUAGAGAGAGAGAGAGAUUCACAUACUGUAGGUACGGGCGAUACGACCACAACAAGACGGGCGAGCUGAGAAAAGGGUGGCAGAAAGGAAAGUGAAGAGAGGAAACAGAUUGACAAGGAAAAAUCUGCAGUUUAAGCACUCUGGUGUACAAGUAUAUAAAUCUGGAUGGUUUGGGGUGCCUGCAUUGGAUUUUAUCCUAGCUGAGCCGACCAGGUUCAUCCUGCGGAUACACCGCUGGACGUUACGCGUGUGCAUCUCACGUGGUCUCGCUCCCAUCAGGGAGGUGUGCCGCACGGACCGACGAACGUGCGUGUUUGCGGGCGUGCGUAUGUCUCUCGCCGUGUGAUUUCCCCAUAUGUCCUUAUUUUUGUGGAUGUGUGCGCAUCAGGGCCCAGUAUAUGGAUAGAAGCUCUCUGUUUCAGCUCAUACAAGAGCAGCUGGACCCAGAGCAGACUGGUUUUAUAGCAGUGGAAAAUUUCACCAGUCUAGCUGAGCAUCAUGAGAUACAGUUGGACCCCAGUAAACUGGAGAUGCUGCUCGCCCUGGUACAGAGCAAUGAACACGGACACGUCUGCUACCAGGAACUCAUCGAACUGUUGAGCAGUAAACGUUCCAGUAGUUUUCGCCGAGCCAUCGCAAAUGGGCGUCGCACGCUUCAGCGAGAGAUCCUAUUGGACGAGACGGGGCUGGGCGUGUACAAGCGCUUUGUGCGCUACGUGGCUUAUGAGAUUCUGCCAUGCGAGACAGACCGGCGAUGGUACUUUCAUCAGAACCGACUGUGUCCUCCACCUGUGUUCAUGGCCAUCAUCACUAUCAUACAGAUUAUUGUGUUCAUGUGUUAUGGCGUGAUGUUAAAUAAAUGGGUGUUGCAAACAUACCAGCCGGAUUUUAUGAAGAGCCCACUGGUGUAUCACCCCGGUCACCGGGCGCAGAUCUGGAGGUUCUUCAGCUAUAUGUUCAUGCACGUUGGGUUGGAGCAGUUGGGUUUUAAUGCUCUUCUACAGCUGAUGAUUGGAGUUCCUCUAGAGAUGGUUCAUGGUAUCUUGAGGAUCAGUCUGUUGUACAUGGCAGGAGUCGUCGCUGGUUCAUUGACGGUGUCCAUCACGGAUAUGCGGGCUCCGGUGGUGGGCGGGUCCGGAGGGGUCUACGCGCUCUGUUCGGCACAUCUCGCUAACGUUGUCAUGAACUGGGCAGGUAUGAAGUGUCCAUACAAGCUGCUCCGGAUGAUUCUUGCACUGGUUUGCAUGAGUUCAGAAGUGGGCCGUGCCGUAUGGUUACGUUUCUCACCGCCCCUCCCCUCCUCCGGACCCCAGCCCAGUUUCAUGGCUCAUCUGUCCGGCGCCGUGGUGGGAAUCAGCAUGGGUCUGCUCAUCCUGCGCAGCUACGAGGAAUCCCUGCAUAAACAGUGUUCCUGGUGGGUUCUCAUCCUCUCCUUCAUCACCUUCCUCCUCUUCGCCAUCUUCUGGAACAUUUUCGCUUACGAGCUGCUCGGGGUACAAAUCCCGCCCCCUCCCUGAUGACACGCCCCGUGGCUGUGAAAGGCCACGCCCCCAGACCUCCGAUAACAGUCUGGUACAGGUUCGAGCUCAGUCCACUCCGCUCGACCAGCAGCGGAAGAACGGAGGAACGUUGCGAAGCAUAUUCACAUUCCAUACUGACACAGUGAACAUAUAUGGUGUGGUAUUUUUUAUGAACACUCCGAGGCAGCUGAAGGGUCCCGUGAGCUUAUUCGAAUGGACUGUCAGUGUAUCAUAUAACAAACACACACACACAAAACAUUAAAUUAGUUUUCUUCUCUGCGUGUGAAUUCAGCCCGAGGCUUGUUCACGACGCCUUUCUAUAUUGUUUUGAUGUGACAGCCUCAUCUAAGCCUGUUACGCGUUACAGAUACGAUCAGUAAUAGAUGAAAUAGCUUCAGUCGAAGUGAGAAAAGCAAAACCUUACGCCCAUAGAGGUAUAAGAGGUUGAUGAAGUUAUUUCGUAGUGUUUGUUGAUGAUCACAUUAACGGUGUCUAUUCAGUUUAACAACAAAGUAGAAAAUUAUACGAUACAAAAUUAUCUUCUAGAUCACGGUCUGAUAUUGAAAACUUUUUCUUUGACUUACUGUGAUGCCACAGCCGAGAGGACAGAAACAUGAGCUAUUUUCCGAAAGUUAAUGAUCUUUACGACGGAUGUUCUGCCAAAAUAACACAUCAGCAAGUCUGUUUAGUUGAAAUGCGAUGAAUUAAGUGAAAAAUCCAACCAAGAUAGCGCUGUUACGCUGCCUAAGAAAAAAGUCAAUUUGGGGAAGUCGCGCCAGUAGGCGGCCAUAUUUGCAAUGCCUCUGUUCAGUCAUGCAAGACUAAAGUCCUGUCUACUUGAAUGGAGAAAGACAGAUAUCUCUAAAAUCGCAAUUAAACAACAUAUUUCUCACCAACAAUUAAACCUGACAAUAACGACACCAAAACGUUCGCUUCUUAGCUCAAAUUGCGCUAAAACACUUUUUUUCAAGGUCGUUUCAGCGCCUCACAUGACUAUACAGAGCUCCUCCCCCACAGUCUUUAUCGAUUGAUGAUUGGUUAAUUUAACUGGAAGGUUGGGCUUACGUUGCCAUUUUAAGCGUUGCGUUGUCCCCUAUUCAUAAUAAAAGCAGUGCUCAAUCUUGUUAUAUCCAAUAUCCUUGCUAAGAAGGAAGCUGACAGUGACUGGGUUUCCAUCGAAACAUGAAGCGAAUCUUUUAAAAUGCGCAAAAAAAGAAAAACAGACAAAUGCUAAUUAGGUGCAUUUCCAUCAAGUUGUUCAAGCGAAUUACGGUGGUAUUGGUAACCAACAGUAAAUAAAACAAGACAUGCUUAGAAAAUGGAGACAGGACUGCGUUUAGUUACGAUUUGGCAAGUUAUACAUUUACUAGCAGUGUAGAUUGUAAUUGCCAAACUGAAUGAUGUGUACAGAAAAAGGAAUCCAGAAUUUUUGAUGCAGGCACUAGCAGCAAGGGCAUUGACAACUUCAACGGAAACAGCUAGACGAUCAGUCACGUGGGUUUUAAUGUUCGCUACGUCAGAAUUUUCUCGGCAAAUGCGUUUCCAUCUCCCAUUAUUCGCAUAUCCUCUAUAAACUUUUUUGCGAAAAUUAUGAGAUUUUUAUUCAAAAUUUGACGUUUUUUAUGCGAUACUUCAAAAUAAGUGUGAUGGAAAUCCCCCAAGUGUUGUUAUGGUCUCUUAUCAUGACAUUACAUUGACAUUUAUGCAUUUGGCCGACGUUUUACAAGGUAUACAUAUUAGCAGUAUGAACGUUCUCUGGAAUCGAACCCACAACUUUUGCGGCGCUAACGCAAAUGUCUACAACUGAACAAAUUCUGCCUGACUGUAUUUUAGGCCAUUGGAGUGAGAAAUAAUGGUUAGGACUAAGAAUAUUUACCUCAUAUAAAGUCAAGAUAAACCAUCAAUUAUUGAUAAGCGUGCAAAACUUUGGAUAAGGAAGCUAUGGGGUAUUUUAUGAAAUCCCAUUAACGCUUACACAAAGCAAAUAAUUACACAAUUCUGUAGUGCCAAAAUAUCAUUCGCUAAGCUGCUAAAAUAAAUUAAACCGAAUUUGCCGAAGGAAGCAUUUAUAUAAGAUUACUAUCUUAUCGCUUUGAGUUUCUUUUCAUUUUCGAAAAGCACGACCGUGUGUUUGGUUGAUGUCUCUGAUGUUGUGUAUUUUUUAAUGCCAUAGGUCUAUAUUUAUAUUUAUUCAGAGUGGUUGUCCUUGUGGGAUCGUGGCGUUUGUAAAGCUUUUCUCAAACCAAAACGCCCUUGAAAACAGAAAGUGCGAACAGAUAAAACAAAUGUUUAAUGAAAAAAUUCACAUCGGUUGUGCUCUGCCCGAAGGUCCGGAUUAUGUAACGUGUUUGAGGAAGUGGUUCCCAACCUUCAAGAUCAAACACAGAUGCAGAAGAUGUUUCACUCAUAAUUUAAUAUAAAAAAUGUUUUAUAAAACUCACAUGCUAGCUAUGCCAAGAUAAGGUAGUUAAAAUAUAAAAGGGAGUAUAGUUAUAUGCUAAAGGGUCGGGGGUCGGAUAUAAGAGUCUUAUAUGUACAUUAGGGGGCCCAUUAAGAAUAAAGGUUGGGAACCACUGUAUACCAAACUCAGCAUGAAACAACAUGUGACCCAUUUUACUUUCAAAAUGAACAUUUCUGAGUGCCGCAAGAUAUUCAACAAUGAAAAAAAGAAUUGAUUUCAAUAAUCAGAAACGGAUAGGUUUGUGAAUGUUGGACAUUAUACAGCAAAAAAGCGCAAUGCAGUGAUGAAUUAUAUGUAAUAAAGCCAGAAAGUAAUAGGGGUUAAUCUUGAUUUCAUGUUGGCUUUAAAGGUGCACUGUGUAGAUUUUAGCGGCAUCUAUUGGUGAGAUUGCGAAUUGCAACGAAUGGCUCAGUCCACCGCUGACCCCUUCCUUUAAAAGCACAUGGAGAAGCUACAAUAGCCGCCACAAGACAAACAUGUCAUCGUCCGAGAUAACAUAGUGAUAAAAUGCGUUUUGUAAAAGCAGUUUGUCCAUUUAUGACUGUAGAAACAUGGUGGUACAAAAUGACGACUUCCAUGUGGGGGACCCACGGUGUGUGUAGAUAAAAUGGCUCAUUCUAAUGUUGCGUACACACCAAACGCAAAGAUUACUCGCGGGAUUUAACUUUGUGUCAUGCAAAUUUUUCCCUUGACGAAGAUGUGUUUAAGGUGAAUAGCGUGUGUUUUCGCGGCAAUCGCGACGCCUAAUUCGCUUUGUCCGCGCAAAUUCGCAUCUAUUCGCGUCUUUGCAUUGACUUUGUAUGUAAUCUACUCGCGCAUAUUGUUGAAUUCACGUUUGGUAUGUA